Molecule: messenger RNA, 1240 nt
Organism: Aspergillus wentii DTO 134E9
Lineage: Eukaryota; Fungi; Ascomycota; Eurotiomycetes; Eurotiales; Aspergillaceae
Product: S1 family peptidase
Exons: 1
Coding region: 180-929 (249 amino acids)
Biological process (GO): proteolysis
Molecular function (GO): serine-type endopeptidase activity
Source: RefSeq, a predicted model, not a curated record
CUCAAAUAAGAUUGACUAGUAUAGUUCACCGUUUCCAGUAGAUGACUUGUUAAUAUCGACCCAAACUGUCGAUCCUUAUUAAUUCCUGCGAUCCAAAACAGAAAAUCCUGCCAGCUAAGCUCAGCCAAGUCUCUUCAUUUCUGACUCUGCAUCUUCCCUGUUCUUCUGUACACAGAAUCAUGAUAUUCCUAUUCCUCCUCUUGGCUCUAAGCCCAGUCUACGCCAUCUUCACCGGCGUACCCGUCCGAUCCAGCAAUGAAUACCCAUAUCUGGUAUCUAUCCGAACAGCAGACGGCCAUCGCUGCGGUGGAAUCCUGGCCAGUCCGAAUCGCGUCGUGACAGCUGUUGUGUCAUGUGUGGAUGGCCUCAAAGCAGAAGAUAUCAGCAUCCGCGGCAUUGCGCCGACAUCGACCAGUGCUUCGCCGAAAGCAGAUGUCGAUGUCAAGUCUGUCCAGAUCCAUCCAGAAUACAACCGAGAUAACGGAGGCAUCUACAACAAUAUUGCCGUUCUCUAUCUCUCCACCAACUUGUUACUACCUACGCCCAAACUCGCCGCACAAGGAAGUUCACCACCCAUCGGCAGCGGCGUCAUGUUAGUCGGCUACGGCGCAUCACGUCCAGACCAAGGACCCGGCCCACAGCAUCUGAUGAAAGUCAUCGAACCAGUGCGUCCAAUCGAGCUCUGCCAACAGCAAUGGGGCGGCCAGAUCCAGGUUGACGGCACGCAAAACUUCUGCUCCGGUCGGCCGGGGAUCGGAUCGUGUAUGGGCGAUCAGGGAGGGCCAGUCGUUGAUUUACAGGGCACUGUGGUGGGCAUUAUUGGGUAUAUGCCGUGCGGGAAUGGGGGGUAUUCGGAUGUGAAUGUUCGGAUUGGCGAGUAUGCGACGUGGAUUCAGAGCCAUGGCGUGAAUGGCUAUACAUUUGUUUGAUUGUAUGGUGAUGUAUUAUAGAUUAUGAAUUAUGAUGAUAGAUAGCCAAGGAAUCCUUCUCAUCGCCACAUGUAGCUGCAGUCAGCAGAAAAGCGUUGCCUAACUCAGCCUUGCGAUGGCGGAUGGAUGAAGAUCACUUCCUGAUGUAGAAUAUGGAUACUCUGAUCGACUAUCAGAUUGGUGGGUGACUGGAUGGGGUAUACGAGAGCGAGCAUAUACCCGUAGUAGUUAUCCUCGGAGAAGGCUGAAGUGCGGAGUAAUACCGAUAUUACGAUAUAAAAUGCUUUUCCCGGACAGUAAGCAUUAAACCA